GCCUAAGUCGGUCCCCUUCCCGCCAAGUUCGAGACUGACAGCGCAAUUCAUCUUUCCAUCAAAACGCAAAUCGGUCCACCAUCGCAACUCAACCCAAUUGGGUUCCACUCAUAAUCGCCAGCAUGGCAUCCUUUGCAGCGGCAUGCCGCAUGUCGGCGCGGCUUGCGGCACGAAAGGUGCGGCAGGAUGCUACGAUCAGAGGCUACCGGACAUCACCCGCCGCCCUGGCUGCCCAAAACUUCACCAUGCCUGCUCUGUCGCCCACGAUGACCGAAGGCAACAUUGCGACAUGGAGGGUCAAGGAAGGCGAGAAGUUUUCUGCCGGCGAUGUCCUUCUCGAGAUCGAGACGGACAAGGCGACAAUGGACGUCGAGGCGCAGGAGGAUGGCACCCUCAUGAAGGUCAUGCAGGGCGACGGGAGCAAAGGUGUGCAGGUUGGUACGCGGAUAGCAGUCAUCGCCGAGGAGGGCGACGACAUUAGCACGCUCCAAAUCCCCGCCGAGGAGAACCCGCAAGCAACGAAGGCCGCCGAGGCACCCGAGACACAAACUCCGGCGACUCCGGAACCCGAAUCCACAUCGUCGGCCGCGCCCCCGAAGGCUGCGUCGAAGCCCGGGGAAAAGACAUCCAAGAGGACCUACCCUCUGCUCCCAUCAGUGGGCCAUCUUCUUAAGGAGAACGGCCUCGAUGCGUCCGCUGCCAACGACAUCACUCCGACCGGCCCUAACGGCCGUCUCCUCAAGGGCGACGUCCUCGCGUUCUUGGGCAAGAUUAACGCAAACACCCCGGCCGAGGUUUCCUCCCGUUUCAACAAGGCAUCGCACCUCGACUUGAGCAACAUCAAGGUUGCCAAGGCGCCCGAGCCUAAGAAGUCCGCGAAGGAGGCUGCCCCAGCUCCUCCGGCCCCCGUCAAGUCCGUCGUCACGCUCCCAGUCUCCCUCUCAGCCGUUAUCGAAGCCCAAAGAAAGACACAGAAGACGCUCGGCGUGUUCCUCCCGCUCUCGACUUUCAUCUCGCGUGCCACCGAGGUUGCCAACGACGAGCUCCCGCUCCCGGCCAACUACCAACCGUCGGCAGACGAGCUGUUCAGCCAGGUGCUGGGCCUGGACAAGACCGGGGGCCGCAAGGUUUCGCGGGGCUCGUACAUCCCGCAGAUCGGCGCCCUCGCGCCCGCGUCUGUGUUCCCCACGCGCCCCACCAAGAAGGCCGACAUCUUCGACAUCCUUGCCUCGAAGCCCAAGCCGGCCGCGAAGACGACCACCGUGCUCCCCGGUCCCUCGACUGGGCCCAACGUUUUCAGCCUGCAGGUGCCCAAGGCAGAGGAGAGGAGAGCGCGGGUGUUCCUCGAGCGGGUCAAGGUCGUGUUGGAGAACGAGCCGGCGAGGCUGGUGCUGUGAGGCGGGCAUCGCCGGCGGCGUUGAUGCGUGUAGGUUAAUCAAGUCAAGCAGUCAUAGAUCUCUUGGUUUCUCCAUCAAA
Molecule: messenger RNA, 1476 nt
Organism: Chaetomium fimeti
Lineage: Eukaryota; Fungi; Ascomycota; Sordariomycetes; Sordariales; Chaetomiaceae
Exons: 2
Coding region: 123-1397 (424 amino acids)
Biological process (GO): pyruvate decarboxylation to acetyl-CoA
Molecular function (GO): dihydrolipoyllysine-residue acetyltransferase activity
Source: RefSeq, a predicted model, not a curated record